Messenger RNA from Mesocestoides corti, 3249 nucleotides. NCBI's taxonomy places the organism in Eukaryota, Metazoa, Platyhelminthes, Cestoda, Cyclophyllidea, Mesocestoididae. The record is from the annotation of a GenBank genome assembly.
AUGACUUCGAAAUCACAAGACAGGUUUAAAAAGAUGCCAGAGGUUGCUCUUGCAAGAACGUGUCUCGAGGCCUCUGAACGCCUGGCCGCCCUCCAGCCCACACUAAGCCACCUCCUCUUCGGGUGUGGACAAGCCUCAAGUCAAUUGGCGCAAGCUCGCGUGAACUGGGGUGCGCGCGUCCAGGACUGCGUGAUUGGUCCAAUGAAACGCGUCGCUGAGGCAACCAGCCAUAACAGUGAGAUGGCGCGCACACGGCGUCAGGCCUGGCGUGCCGGCGGUGAACUGCGCUCUGUCAGCGAGCGCGCGGCACGUGCUGCAACGUCAGUUGGCAGUGGCCACAACGCCUCGACCGAUGACAGCCAAUCGCUGGCCAGCUCGGAGAGAAUUCCUAACCUGCUGCUGGAGACCGUGUCCCCACCAAUCAGUGCGCCCUCCCGUAAGACAAUCAACAGCCAAUCAGGAGGCGACCGGCGUUCCCCUAAGGGCGUGCCAUCGCCUCUUUUCCCGGAUGGAUCCCCACCCUCAAAGGCUUCACAAGCAGGAUACUUCCCGGUCACACCGAAUGGCGAAGGAAAUUUGAUGCGGACAGCCAAGGCAACUCAACUGAAUGCUAUCAAGGAGGACUUGGAAGCGGAAUCUCAGCUUCUUAAGGCAAGUCUCGCACAUUCUCAGAUUCAUCAAUUGCUACUUAUGUCUUGGCAAACCAGUUUCUACCAUCAUCUGAUUGGUAGACGUUCCGAUGAGAAGGCCCUGCAUGAGCUCUUCAACUUCGAGACGAUGUCCACUCUGGAGUGCUCCCAGGCCCUGGUCGACAUGGUCGAGAUCACCGCCACCUACCACCGGAGGUGCGCUGCCAUCUUGGAAGACUUGGCUCCUCUCCUCAGGGCUGAACUCGAUGAGCAGUGUCUCCUGCCCGUGUACGGUCGCAACCUGGAGACGCAUCUGGCGGUAACCCACGCACGAAUCGCCUACCCGCUGCAGCAAUGCGUGCGAUCGCUUAACAACAUGGCGGCGCUCUGCGAAGAGGGCAUUUUUCGGAUUGCCGGGAGCAAGACCAAAGUAGACACACUUAAGAGUGCGCUGAAUUCGCUCCGAGCGGAGAACGUGAUAGCCCAGUACGACCCCUACGUGAUCGCCGACGCAAUGAAGCAGUACCUGCGCAGCCUGCCCGAGCCACUGCUCACCUCGCUCCUCCUGGACCAGUGGUCCAGCACACUAGAGAUGAAGGAGUCCACAUUUCUUACCGUCAACACCACCACCACCUCUGCCACAACCAGCACCACCCACACCACCACAACCACCACCACCACCGCACCCACCACCACGACCAUCACCAUCUCCAUCACCACCACCACCACACCCAUCAUCACCACCACCACCACCGCACACAUCAUCAUCACCACCACCACCACACCCACCACCACACUCAUCAUCAUCGCCACCACCACCACCACCGCACCCACCACCACGACCACCACCAUCUCCACCACCACCACCACCGCACCCACCACCAUAACCACCCCCACAUCUGCCACCAUCACCACCACCACCACCACAACCACCAACGUCAUUUCCAGAGGUAAGAAGGUAGAGUAUACAGGGACCGACAGCGAUGAGCAGAUAAGACACCUCCAGGCGACAGCCAGCCAAAUGCCCGAGGCCUACCACCGCAACGCCGGCUACCUCUUCCGGUUUCUCAAUAGGGUCACCGAGUUCGCGGAGAAGAACCGCAUGACCCCCGCCAACCUCAGCAUCAUCUUCGGACCAACGCUCUUUGCAGCGCCGCACGCCACGCUGGACGACGCCGCUUCGACCGCAGACAACGGCAAUCAGAACGGCGCGGUCAAAUCACGCCAGAAACAAAAAGCAUUAGGUUGUGUGAUUUACCACAAAUUCACGAUAACUUUACUUGUUUAUUUCAGGCCUUCCCAGUUCGCGUUCCACGGCGCGUUCAGAGGUGUAAUCGAGCUGCUGAUCAUUCAUGCCAACGAGGUGUUUCGCCAGUACGAAAACGAGGAUCUCGAUGGCAGCGAUGACCUCACACAGACCUCAAGCAAGUGUGCUUUAAAUUGGCGCUUGUCACUUUUCCCCUCGUCGCUGAUUGGUUGUCUCUUACUUAGAAUCGCCGCCAUCAAAUGCAUCAGAAGGCGACUUUACAUUCAAAAUGCAAAGAUUUUAUUUAUUGUAGUGUCACUGGCAUCUGAGCCGGUGUUCGCAGGAAAAAUGACAAACUCCGCCAACAACGACCUGCCUACCCCCACACGCCUCCUCACCACCACGGACAUCUUCAGCAGGAGAGCGCAUCGCGCCAUGACAGAGUUUGCGCGCCAAUCUCGGGCCAUUAGAAGCCUGCCACAGCGUCUCCGCGCAAAGCACGCCAAGCCGAUGCUGACGUCGUUUUCGCCGCCGACGACGACGACCACAACGCCGACGACAUCCGCCACCACCUCGGUGCGCUCGCUGACCCCUCUUCCGGCCCGAAAAGCCGCCCCUUCGAGCGAGCCUCGACUGGAGCGGACACGCAGUCUCACGCAGGAGUCGCUCUCCGAACAGAAUGACCUCGAGGAGGUUGUCGUGGAAGCGGACAAACAGGCGGAGGAGAGACCAGUGCGAGGUAUUCCACGCAGUGUGCUCCAGAGGCAGCACAUGGAAUGGCGAAGGGCGAUGUUGCAGGUCGUGGAGGGCGCGGGGUUGGGGUCGCCGGCACAGAAAACAUCCAUCCACGGCGACCUCUACGACACACUCUUCACUCUCCAGACCCUGAACAGUAAGUCGGGCCUGGAAGAGGUGCUGUCUCGCGUCCGCUCCGUGUACGAAACCAAGUACAUCAUGGGAAAAUCAACAUCUGACCCUCCGAUGCCAAAUGACGCGCCACCUUCGGCUCAGACUUCGAGCAGGAACGCAGUUUAUGUUACCAGACGCCACUCCACCUCCAGCAUCUCUGUGAUGGAGCACUGCAAGUCACGCCUCGCCUCCACGGAUCCGCGUCCAUCUUCCACAGUCCAGGGUUCGGCCUGCGCGAAGCUCGUGGGCUACCAAAAGAAGAGUUCAACGACGCCAGGUCCGUUGAACGCGCGUGCUCUACAAAAAGUCGCCAUCCCCAUCUCCACACCGGACGCCCAGGCUGUGCGCAAGAAGCGUCCGGCUAGUCAAAGCUCGAAACCACAGCAGCAGCAGCAACGUGAACAUCCGCAGCGCUAUUCCGUGGAAGUUGUUGGCGGCAACGUGGAGCCUGGGGCCCUUAGGUAG